Messenger RNA from Cryptococcus deneoformans JEC21, 1578 nucleotides. Its product is annotated as Rho small monomeric GTPase, putative. The record is from RefSeq and is a predicted model, not a curated record. Gene Ontology annotation, molecular function: GTP binding; GTPase activity. Gene Ontology annotation, biological process: small GTPase-mediated signal transduction. NCBI's taxonomy places the organism in Eukaryota, Fungi, Basidiomycota, Tremellomycetes, Tremellales, Cryptococcaceae. The coding region runs from base 58 to 639 and encodes 193 amino acids. The transcript is spliced from 4 exons.
CUUUCUUUUCCCCUCCAACGCUCCCAGAGGACACAGCCACAACCCUCCUAGCCAACCAUGCAGACAAUCAAGUGUGUCGUAGUCGGAGACGGUGCCGUUGGAAAGACCUGCUUGCUCAUCUCGUACACUACCAAUAAGUUCCCAUCCGAGUAUGUUCCUACCGUCUUUGACAACUACGCCGUCAGUGUAACUAUCGGUGACGACCCAUACACUCUUGGUCUCUUUGAUACUGCCGGUCAAGAAGAUUAUGACCGUCUCCGUCCUCUCUCAUACCCCCAAACUGAUGUCUUCCUCGUUUGCUUCUCUGUAACAUCUCCCGCGUCUUUCGAAAACGUCCGCGAAAAAUGGUUCCCCGAAAUCGCCCACCAUUGCCCCGGCGUUCCCGCACUUAUUGUCGGUACCCAGGUGGAUUUGAGGGACGACCCUGCUCAGACGGAGAAGUUGGGAAGGCAGAGGAUGAAGCCGAUUACACAGGACAUGGGAGAAAGGUUGGCGAGAGAGUUGGGAGCCGUGAAGUAUGUGGAAUGUUCGGCGUUGACUCAGAGAGGAUUGAAGAACGUUUUUGACGAGGCCAUCGUGGCGGCAUUAGAACCCCCUAUGGCGACCAAGAAAAAGUCUAAAAAGUGUCUCAUUCUUUAAAGACACCCCUUCUUUUUGGCUUCCCUUUCGCCAUUAUCUCUAUCUCAUUCUUCGUCUAUCAUUCGCUUUUCAUUUCUGCCAUCACUUCCUUCUUGAUCCAAGAUACCCAACAUUCCUCAUCCCUUGUCAAAUAUCAGCUUGCAAUAUUUUUCAGAAUUUGAAGUUUACUUUGCCUCGCCCCUCGCUGUUCUCAAAUUCAUGUCACAUUAUCGUGUUCUAAACUUCCCCUACUCGAUAAACUCAAACAUCCGAAACUGAUUUCCACUCUGUAUCCCAUCCCAUAUUUCGACUUAAUCUAUCGCUUAUUCAAAUUACUCCAUCUCUUUCACUCUGCCUUUCGAGCAUAUUCACUCCCUAACCCUCGAUGAACCGAUCAAUACAACAUUCCUCCAUUUUUUCAGACUCUACCACCACGUAAACCACCGAAUCAAACCGAUGAGAAAUCAACGAAUCAACCAAAAUUAACUGUGGAACAUGAGGGAUUGUCAGUGGAAUGGAAACUGUUGGCAAUGACAUAGAAUGGGGUUUGUGUUCGAAACGGGUAGAACUUGCCGAGGUUGAAGCUUGGCGGGUCUGGAGAAAGUUGAAAAUGAUUUCGGAUUGUCUGAGAAUAAGAGAGAAAUUGGGUUGGUCGACUGAUGUGCAGCGAAAUGAAAUGGGGAUGAGGGGGGAGGGAUGGAGAUGGUGUUUUCUUUGAUUAUUGAGAGAGGGAGGUAGGAGAGGAAGUGGACAUGAGAGAAGGAAGACGGGGCGAAGAGUUGCAAGGGGCCGUUAUACCUAUCUUACACAGAUUCUCCCUUUCCGUCUUUACUUUUUUCCUCCUAGUUUAUCUGCUUUUAUUCCUCUUCCAUUCAUAUACGUAUACCCCGAGAUUUAUAUACAGAUCUUUAUAUAAACCCCCUGUGAAUUGAUGCUUGAUGUUUUGGUUUUUUUCACUGC